Messenger RNA from Manduca sexta (tobacco hornworm), 1092 nucleotides. RefSeq names its product low density lipoprotein receptor adapter protein 1. The record is from RefSeq and is a predicted model, not a curated record. Bases 132 to 782 code for a protein of 216 amino acids. NCBI's taxonomy places the organism in Eukaryota, Metazoa, Arthropoda, Insecta, Lepidoptera, Sphingidae. The transcript has 6 exons.
AUCGUGUACAUUCAUCUCGCGUGCCCUCCAUAUCACAAGGGUUGGUGCCGCGGCGCGCGCAGUUCAACAGGAACGUCGCGCGGGAAACGUUGCAUUUUAUUACUAUUAAAACAUUCGUGUACGAUAUCGACAUGACUACUUUAUUGAGAAAAAUGUGGAAGAACCAUUCGAAGCACAAAAAACUUUGUGAGGAGUGGGCGCUAGCGGAGUGCGAAGGCGAGGGCUGGUGGCGCGAGGCUCGCGACUCUAGCAGGGAGCAGAUGGACGUGCGCUAUGCGGGGGCGACGCCUGUAGAGCGGGCCGCUUCCGCCCCCGCUACCGCUAUUGCUGUGCGCGCGGCUUUAAACUCAGCCAAAUCUUCAAAUAAAAAACUACAGAGGGUCAAUCUGGACAUCAGCCCAAAAGGCAUCGUCGUUACCGACGCAGACUCACAAGAAAAUGUCAUGAGCGUCUCCAUUUACAGGAUUUCGUACUGUUCUGCGGACGCGGCGAACGCCCGUGUACUGGCGGUAGUGGAAGGCAAGAGUGGCAGCGGGGCGGGCGAGUCGCAUGUCGUGCACGUGUUUGUCUGCACGCGGAGGAAGCACGCGCGUGCGCUCGCGCUGUCACUGGCGCACGCGUUCAAUGAUGCGUUUCAGGAAUGGCAAUCAAAUCAGAGUAGUUCUUUCCAAUCGGACGGGAAACGAUCAGCACCUUGGGUUCAGUUUCAAGAAGAAUCGGACGAGGAAAUCGAUUCUGAAGACUGGCAGUCAUCACCCGCCCCGCUUGUCAGUUUUACUUGAACUCUACAUCAUUCAUUGUUAUUUGUAUAGGAGUCAAUAACGUAGCUAUAGUUUUAUUUUAAGUUUGUCGUAAGCUGUUGAAAGAUAAAUAAUUAUUGAUAAUUGUAAAAUUUUAAAUAUUGAGUAUCAAAUUAUGGUUACGCUGAGUGUAUGAAUUAAAAAUCAAUGAAUAUGGAAUGUCUUUGUGUCAACGUCAGUAAUCAAGAAGCAUUCAGUUUUGACUGUCGUACAUCUUGAAUGAUAAUAAUUGGAAAACGAGACCAUUUUAGACUUUUGAAUGUUUAAAAAAAAUAAAGGAUUUUUUAAAAAA